Eleginops maclovinus (Patagonian blennie) is the source of this 3060-nucleotide messenger RNA. RefSeq names its product EF-hand calcium-binding domain-containing protein 6-like. Gene Ontology annotation, molecular function: calcium ion binding. Lineage: Eukaryota; Metazoa; Chordata; Actinopteri; Perciformes; Eleginopidae. The record is from RefSeq and is a predicted model, not a curated record.
AUGUGUAUGGAUUUUGUAUGUUGCAGUUAUGGUGUGAGCGCAGCAGGGCCAGUGUGGUGGAAACACUUCUUGGGCCACUUCAAGAGCCCGGUCAAAGUAGAGGGCGACACGAAUCUUCGCACCAAAAGGGCUUCAGAGCUGCCUGUUCCAGAAAAAUACAACUUCCGGGACAUGAACCCUCGACUGAAAGAGAUUUUCCACCUGCUGGACAUGAAGGAGGCAGGUUGGAUCAGUAAAGCAGACCUCCAACAUGUUCUGGAAAGACCAGGGGAGACGCACUCCCAAACUCAAGGGUCAGAGAUCACAGAGCUGCUCAAUGCACAGGCCAUAGAACAAUCCGGGGUCCUGACCUCUGCUCAAACAGGCAACACGGCACUCUCCCCUGCUAAGACUGAAGACACUACUGAGAGGCAGAGCACACACCGUGCUGACGAACUGGCUGUGGGGUCUGCUUCUUGGAGAAGAGUGGAAAAUGUACUGCUGGACCAGCUGUGUGAGCAGCUCAGCUCAGUGCCAGCAGCUCUGAAGCUGUGUGACCCUCAGCUCACUGGUUACAUCACACAGCAAGAUCUGAAGAAGCUCUCAAGCUCUCAUGGCAUACCCAUCUCAGAGACGCACUUCAACAAGCCCUGCACAUCACCUCAGUGGACCCUACAGUCCGUCAGAGCUCAGCGACCUGCCUCCAGCCUGGAAUUCAGUGCAGACACAUGCAACAUCCUGGAUAUUGUUUUCCAGAAGAUGAGAUCAAGGCUAGAGGAGCGUGACAGCAGCCUGACCGACCGCAUCCAGGCCAUCACGCACAGUUCUAAAGGGACCUUGUCAGAGACAGAUAUACUGAAGAUACUAGAGGACUGUUGGGUCAUCUUGGACGAUACGACUUUCCACAAGUUCACUGAACUGCUUGGCCUCAGCGAUGGACGGAUCGAUCGCUCAGUGUUCUUGGUGAAGUACAAGGAGGCCACAGCCAGGGAUGGGCAGCAGCGCUCUGAGGGUCAUGGUGAUAAGGUUGAGGUAGACCCCCCGCUGACUUCUGCUGAGCAGUGCCUCGCUGCCAUGAACACCAGGAUCAAGAGCAUCCAUGGGAACAACCUGACAGCGUUUCGAGUGAUGGACAGGAAGCAUAAAGGAGUGGUAGACUGCCGUGAUUUCAAAGAGCUAUACAGCAGCCUGGGGUUUUUCUGCAGGGAAGCAGAGUAUCAGCGGUUGCUGGGCCUGAUUGGUUUGCAUCCUGGGGGCAACCUCAACUACACAGAAUUUGUUGAUGUUGUUGAGAAUAAUAAACAAGGGACACAAACAGCGUGUGUACAAGAGCAGCUCCAUGAACUUCUGGCAUCUGAAGCCCGCUACAAGUGGGCAGACAUGUCUAAGGUUCUCUGCCAGUUUGACACAGACAGCCAGGGUUGGAUCCAUAAGAAGAGCUUGAGGGAACUCCUCUUCACAUAUGCUCUCCCUAUAAGAUCUGACGAGUUUGACCAGCUUUGGUUGAGGUAUGAUCCUGAGGGACGGGGCCGUGUGCCAAUUUGUGACUUCUUAGACAAACUUGGGUUUCAUCAUGAAGGGGAGCUCAGACCUUGGAGGCAGAAGCUGAAGCAAGCUACGGCCCAGCAGAGCCCUGACAGACCAGUGUCCUCUGAUGCUGCGUCACUGGAGUGUAUUGAAGAUAUUGUGCAGGAGAACUUUAAGGAGUUGAGCGACACCCUGGCUCACCUGGAAACAGGGAGCGAUGGCACCGUGUCAGUGGAGCAGCUGCUGGGCCUGUUACAAACCUACAGGCCGUCCUUCAAGAGAAAGCAGCUCGAAAAUCACCUGCGCAGGUUUAAUGUUGGCAUGGAUGACAACAGGCUGGCUUACAUGGACUUCCUGUCUACUUUUGACCAUGAAGCAGAGAAGAGUUACGAGCGUCCUCCCGCCUCUCCUGAUGCUGUGAGACAGAAAGAGUCUUUGGACAGCCUCAGUCCAGCUGUGGCUCUGGCUAGGAUGCAAGAGCUAGUGACUGCCUCAGCGCCACAUCUGCUCAAGGCUUUCUCAGCCUUUGACCAGAGGGGGACAGGGACGGUGAAAGCUCUGGAGUUUCGUCAGGUGUUGGAUCAUUUUUGCGCCCGCCUGUCAGACAAACAGUACAGACACAUGCUGACCAAACUGCAGCUGGACUGUGAGACCUGCACUGUGAACUGGAAGGACUUCCUCAACAAGUUUCAAUCGGAGAGCCCAGUGAGUCAGAUCCCUGUGAAUGAGCAGAAGAAGCUGCAGUACAGAGACUUUUUGAAGCAUGUUUUUGCUUUGGGAAGGAUCCCCCGCACAGAAGCAGGGCGUCCCACUGACAAUGUCCCAUCGCCUUCCUGUGAGCCCAGAGAAAAAGCCUCAGCAACAAAAUCCGGUUCACCGGAGACUGCAGGUGCUUCUCUACAGCGCAUAAAGACCACCCCUGAGUGCACCUCCAGGCGUCCCUCCUCAGUUGGGAGGCCGGGAACAGGAAGCCCGCCGGGCAGCACGGGGAGGAGGCUGCGUGCCGCGGUGCAGCGCUGCUGGAAGGAGAUCCAGAGGAACUGUGCCGCGGAAGACCCUCAGCGAGGACACAUCAGCACUUCCUCCUUCCUCAAGAUCCUCCAUUCUCUCUGCAUUAAUAUGACACAGGAGCAGCUUGAGCACCUGACUGUGAGGUUUGACAUCAUCAACAAUGGCUGUGUUUCCUAUCAGAACUUCCUCCGUCACUUCCUCCUGAAUCUGCGACCAGGAGAGGGGAGGACUGUAUAUGAGCGACGGAAGUUGCCUCUUCCAAUUGCAUUGAAGAGUGAGGGUGUGCUGAGCAGGGACUGCGUGGAGGUCAUGCUGAGGAUCCACGAUGUGGUCCAUUCCUCCUGGACCUCCAUCAGACGCUGCUUCCUGACAUGUGACUGCCCCCGCACAGGAAGUGUCUCCGUGCAGGACUUCAGGAAGGUGCUGCGCCAUUUCAGCGUCAGACUUUCGGAGGAGGAGUUCUUCCACCUCAGCUCAUAUUUUGACGCCAACACCACAAGGAGGAUCUGCUACAACAACUUCCUUUGGGCUUUUCUUCACUGA